Molecule: messenger RNA, 1041 nt
Organism: Suhomyces tanzawaensis NRRL Y-17324
Lineage: Eukaryota; Fungi; Ascomycota; Pichiomycetes; Serinales; Debaryomycetaceae
Product: pyridoxine 4-dehydrogenase
Exons: 1
Coding region: 1-1041 (346 amino acids)
Cellular component (GO): cytoplasm
Source: RefSeq, a predicted model, not a curated record
AUGUCUGCUCUCCCACUCACAGGAAAAUUCGGCUACGGAACCAUGUCUUUGACAUGGACCCACACCCCAGCACCAAUUGAACAAGCAGUUGAGUCCAUGAACUAUGUCACCUCCCACCCUGAAUUUGGCGUCAAGCUCCUUAACGGUGGUGCUUUCUAUGGUAAAGACUACAUUAACUUAAAGUACAUCAAGGCCUUCGUUGACACCUUGGAGCCUGAGGCUGCCAGAGAGUUGACCGUCUGUAUCAAGGGUGCUGUCGACCUCCAGACCAUCUUGCCUAUCGGUACCAAAGAAUCCGUUGACAAGUCCAUCAGCGACAUCACCUCGUACUUCUCCAGCGACCCUUCCAAGAGACCAAAGAUCUUGUUCGAAAUCGCUAGAGUCGAUCCAAACGUGCCCUACGAGGAAACCGUUUCCUACAUCUACGAACACGUCAAGUCCGGCAAGAUCGAUGGAAUUUCGCUUUCCGAAGUCGGUCCUGCCUCUAUCGCCAAGGCCACUGCUGUUGCUCCUAUCUCGUGUGUUGAGAUGGAAUUCUCCAUCUUGUGUCAGGACCUCAUUGACAACGGAGUCUUGGACGAGUUGAAGAAGCAAAACAUUCCUAUCGUUGCCUACUCUCCCCUUUGCAGAGGCUACUUGACCGACUACUGUGCUGAAAACCCAGAAGAGUUCUUCAACAACAUCAAGCCUGGUGACAUCAGAAUGAUCAUCGACAAGUUCUCCAAGGAAAACUUCCCCAACAACCAUGCCGUGGUCAAGAAGUUGUACGACUACGCCCAUGAAGUCAAGGGAAUGACCCUUGAAUCGUUCUCGUUAUCGUGGAUCCAGACCAUCUCCGAAAAGAAGAACUACAAGGGCGUGGACUUUGUCAAGAUCUUGCCAAUUCCAAGUGGUUCUACCAAGGAAAAGAUCGAAAAGAACUUGGGCAGUAUUGUCCAAUUGACUGACGAUGACUUGGAGGCAGUCGACAAAAUUCUCAAGGAGCAACCAGUCACUGGUAUGAGAUACAACGCUCACCACGCCAAGUACGAGUUUGCUUAA